AUGGCGGUGGAGACCUUGCGGCUGAGGAAGGAUGGCUUCGCUGCCGGGGGAAAGGAGCAGCCGCCGCCGCCGCCGCCGCCGGCGGCGGCGGGGGUGGCGGGAGGGCAGGGAAAGGAGGCGCACUUCCGGGGGGUGAGGAAGCGGCCGUGGGGGAGGUUCGCGGCGGAGAUCAGGGACCCGUGGAAGAAGACGAGGAAAUGGCUGGGGACCUUCGACACGGCAGAGGAAGCGGCCCGAGCCUACGACGAGGCCGCCCGCAACCUCCGCGGCCCCAAGGCCAAGACCAACUUCGGGUACUCCGCCGAGAUCUCGUCUUCCGCCCUCGUCACCGUCGCUUCCGCCGCGCCGGCGGGGGCCUGGGGCCUGCAGCAGUGGCGAUCGGCCUACCCGGGGCCGCCGGACGGCCGGGAUCUAUUCCUGGGGCCUCCGGCGGCGGGUGGAUCGGACUUCCCCGCGUACCGGUUCGAGGCGGUGGAGUUGGUGGUAAGGGGCGAGCAGGAGAAGAAGAUGAUGGCGGCGAUGGCCAGAAAGGAGGAAGAGACCAAGAAGAAGCCCUUAGGCUUCGACCUCAACCUUCCCGCCCCUCUCUUCUGA
Phoenix dactylifera (date palm) is the source of this 594-nucleotide messenger RNA. RefSeq lists its product as uncharacterized. Gene Ontology annotation, molecular function: DNA binding; DNA-binding transcription factor activity. The record is from RefSeq and is a predicted model, not a curated record. Gene Ontology annotation, biological process: regulation of DNA-templated transcription. NCBI's taxonomy places the organism in Eukaryota, Viridiplantae, Streptophyta, Magnoliopsida, Arecales, Arecaceae.